Capsicum annuum is the source of this 3553-nucleotide messenger RNA. RefSeq names its product probable disease resistance protein At1g58602. Gene Ontology annotation, molecular function: ADP binding. NCBI's taxonomy places the organism in Eukaryota, Viridiplantae, Streptophyta, Magnoliopsida, Solanales, Solanaceae. The record is from RefSeq and is a predicted model, not a curated record. The coding region runs from base 169 to 3042 and encodes 957 amino acids. Gene Ontology annotation, biological process: defense response to other organism. The transcript has 4 exons.
AUCUGUCAUUGUCUAAAAUCUUAAAUUUACUUUUCUAUAGACUAUAGCUAUGAAAUUUCCACGAAAUUUGUCUAGCUAGGUACUAAUUCAAGCAAAACUUUAAUAGCUAAAUUCCUAAAAUCCCUUGAGAAUAGUCUUAAUUUCUCACAAAACAAAACACACAACAAAAUGUAUGAUAGUUCUCUCUUUGGGCUCUUGCAGAUGUUGUAUGAGACACUGAAGAACGAGGCGAAAUUCUUGUCAAACGUUGGCAAUCAAAUUGCAGACAUUCGCGCUGAAAUAAACCGAAUACACUGCUUCUUACAAGAUGCAGAUGCUAAAAAAACCGAAUAUGAAACAGUUCGGAAUUGGAUAGCUGAUAUAAGGGAAGUUGCAUAUGAUGUAGAGAAUAUACUUGAGAAGUACAUGCAUAAGAUUGCGAUGAGAAAGGAUCGAUCGAUAUGGAAAGAGAAUAUAGCUCUACAUAACAUAGGUAUGGAAACAAAAGAUGUUAUGUCAAGAAUUGAAAACAUAAAAAGAUGUAUGAACACUUAUGUUGAUACUGGAAUAAGAGCUAUUUGUCAAGGAGAAUCCUCCGCGGAGAAAAGUCAGUGGCUAACGAGGUCUUACUCUCAUCUUGUCGAUGAAGAUUUUGUUGGAUUAGAAAAGGAGAUGAGUAAGUUGGUUGAUGAGUUGAUCAAUGAAGAAAAUGAUGAGUUUCAUGGAGUUUUCGCGAUAUGUGGAAUGGGAGGUCUAGGGAAAACAACACAAGCGCGAAAGGCAUAUCGUCAUGUUGAUGUACAAAGUCAUUUUCAAGGUUUUGCUUGGGCUAGUAUUUCAAAACAAUGGCAAGCAAGAGAUGUUUUGCAAAGCAUACUCACAAAACUUGAACCAGAAAACAGAAAACAGAUUAACAAGAUGAGGGAUGACGAGCUCGUUAAGGCACUUUACAAUGUUCAACAGAGGAAAAAAUGUCUUAUUGUGUUGGAUGAUAUAUGGUCAACAAAUUUCUGGAAUAGCGUACAGUACGCUUUUCCAAAGGGGAAAGGAAGUAGAAGCAAGAUUUUGAUCACAACGCGCAAGAAGGACGUGUGUGAACACAUAGAUCCGACAUGUUUCCUCUUCGAACCAAGAUGUUUGGAUGCUGAGGAAAGUUGGAAGUUACUUCAUAAGAAAGCAUUCCCCAGAGUGAAUACUCCAGAUUUAAAAAUCGAUUUGGAAUUAGACAGGCUUGGAAAGGAAAUGGUCCGUGAGUGUGGAGGGUUGCCUUUAGCCAUUAUUGUACUUGCUGGACUUUUGGCUAGAAGACCGAAAAUAGAUGAGUGGAGAAGAACGAGUCAACACCUUAACUUCCACAUGAGUGGUGAAAGUUUUGAAGAUGACGGAGGAAUUCAUGGCGUCCUGGCUUUAAGUUAUUAUGAUUUACCGUAUCAGCUUAAGCAGUGUUUUCUGUACUUGGGCAACUUUCCGGAGGGUGAAAAGAUUUCUGCACGAAGGUUGUAUCAGCUAUGGGCUGCUGAAGAAAUUAUACCAUUGGAAGGUAACCAAGGAGAGGAGACAGCGAUGAUGGAGAUAGGGGAGCGUUAUCUGCACGAGUUAGCUCAAAGGUACAUGGUUCAGGUGCAACUAGAGGAAACAAUCGGAAGGAUCAAAUCUUGUCGACUUCAUGAUCUCAUGAGAGAUACAUGUUUGUCAAAAGCAAAGGAGGAAAACUUUCUCAAGACAGUUUCUCCUCAGCAUUUGCAUCAACCGAUGCCCUGCGCUUCUUCAGCUAAAGCAUCAUCAACACGCACAGUACGCAGACUAUCUAUCAUCGUAGACAACAAUGAUGUUCAGAACUAUUUCUCUACUAAUGAUAAGUCAUUUCAGCAUGUUAGAUCAGCUUUGUUCUUUCCGAGAAGGACCGGACGCGAAGGCACAGCGUAUCCCCUGCCUAUAUUCCAAGGUCUAUGCAAUAACUUCACAAUGUUGAGAGUUUUGCAUCUCGAGAAGUUCUCUUUCGAGGAAAUUCUACCCAGAGCAAUUGGUAAUUUGGUGCACUUGAGAUACCUGAGCUUAAGACAUUCACAUUUUCAAAGACUGCCAUCGUCCGUAGGUAAUCUUAAGUAUCUACAAACACUUGAUUUGAGGGUGAAUUUCUUCUCGUACUUGACUUUGCCAAGUACUAUACCGAAGCUGCAAAACUUGCGGAACUUAUAUUUGCCUCCUUCACAUCAGAACACAUACAAGUUGGAGCUGAGUCCUUUAAGCAACUUGGAAAUGCUGAAGAACUUCGAUACGCAGGUUUCUCCUUUUAGAGAUCUCUUCAAGUUAGCAAAACUACAGAAACUAGCAGCCGUUCUCUCACUGGAGUUUGACGAGAUGAAAGAGAUCAUCACCCACCUCAUGCUCAGAAUGGGGAGACUUAGGGAAACAUCUUUCCGCAUUUACUACAAUUUUCAUUCGGAAAAAGAUCUUACCCUUCUGAAGCAACUGUUAGGUUGUGACCAUCUCCGUAAGUUAGAUCUAAUCGGACAUAUCAGUAAGCUACCAGAACACCACUUCUUUUCACAAAGCCUCACCAAGUUAACCUUGAGAAGGAGUGGACUUCAAGAAGACCCUAUGGUUAUUCUACAGAAGUUGCCUAAACUAUUUACCUUAUCAUUACGUGGAAACGCGUACACUGGCAAGGUAAUGUGUUGUUCUCCACAAGGAUUUCCCCUCCUCAAAACUCUUAAACUCCAAGGGCUGCCAAACUUAGAAACCUGGAGGGUCGAGACAGGCGCCAUGCCUAAUCUAGUUCAUCUAGAAAUCGAAGACUGCAAGAAAUUGGAGAAGGUUCCCGAUGGAUUGAGAUAUCUAACUAAAAUACAGGAGAUAACGAUUAUAGACAUGCCGGACACCUUCCAAAACAGGCUUCAAGAGGUUCAAGGCGAAGACUUCAAAGUUCAGUUCAGGAAAUUUUUUGACGCGAAGAAGUUUCCCAAGAUUAAAUCCAGAAUGAUAUUUUCAGGACAUAUGUUUAGCGGAUUAUUGCAGACGAUUUGUCCAUCAACAGUACCACAGGAAUGGAAGAAGCUAUAAGAAGUUCAUGCAUCUGUUGAUGGUUGGCCUAUUAUGCAUUUCAAGCAAGACAUGAACAAAGCAUGGCAGGUUGCAAGGCUGUACAGUCAAUAGAUUCUACGCUAUGUUGCCCGCUCUUCAAAAAAUGUUGUCAAAUAAGCAGUUUUCCAACCUCAUGUAAACUUUUAUAUGUCUCUCUUUUAGUCAUUUCUCUUAAUUACAUUAUUACGGUCCAUAAUGAAAGUACACAGAUCAAUUCAAACAUCUAAUUAAUUAUUAAGAAUGAACUCAACUUUGUGUAUUAUAUCUCUUUUAUUAAUACGUAAAUUAAAACUAAAAAAAGAAAUUCCUGCAGAAGAACCUCAAUCGAUGACCUCAUGUAUCCAACCCAACGAAGGCACAAUUCAACAUUAAAUCAUGUAAAUCCAACAAUUAACUCAUGUGAAUUAAAACGGAACAAUUACUUCAUAAGAAAAAAAAAUUCAAAAUAAUUCCAUUCCAAACUCUUGUUUAAUUGUAGUCUGAAAAGCAA